AACUUAAAACCCGAGAAAACGAACACAAACCCGGUUUUCUUCCCGCCAUGUUAUCCCUCUUUCCAAAAACCCUAUCCUCUUCAUUCCACCCCAAAACCCUAAUCCCUAACCACAAACCCUCAAAUCUCCGAUCUCUCACUGCAAUUCAUUCCAAUUCACACCAUGAAACCGAAAGAAACUUCAAAUUCGACACCGGCAACACCUUCUUCCGCCACGAAAGCGCCACCGGCCGCGAUCUAGCCGUUCUCGCAGCCACCCUACACAAAAAGUCCACCGGUAACCUUCGGGUUCUCGACGCGAUGUGCGGGUGCGGAAUUCGGUCCCUUCGGUACUUAGCAGAAGCCGAAGCUGAUUUUGUAUUGGCUAAUGAUGCUAAUGAGGAGUGUAAUGGUGUAAUUGUGUCGAAUUUGUCGAGUGUUUCGAGUGCGGGUGAGGGGAGGUGGAAAGUGAGUCAUGCGGUUGCGAAUCGAGUUUUGGCGGAGAAGUAUGUGGAGAGGGAGUUUUUUGAUUUUAUUGAUGUUGAUUCGUUUGGGAGCGAUUCGAGUUUUUUUCGGAUGGUGUUUGAUACUGUGAAGAUUGGUGGAUUGAUUUAUGUUACGUCGACCGAUGGGUUUUCUUCGGGUGGGCAUCGGCCUGAUCAUUCUUUGGCUGCAUAUGGGGCGUAUAUUCGGCCGCUUCCUUACUCAAAUGAAAUCGGUUUGAGGAUGCUUAUAGGCGGAGCAAUGCGGGAAGCUUCUGUUUUGGGUUAUCACGUUUCGCCGCUUUUCUCAUACUAUUCGUAUCACGGGCCUGUGUUUCGAGUGUUGCUACGCGUUAACCGAGGAAAGCCACCACAUGGCAUUCAUUAUAGGUUUAUUGGCUACUGCGAGUCUUGUGGACAUUCUCAAGCUAUUUCUUGGGUCAAACUUGGUCAAAUAAAGUGUCCUUGUGGAUCAGAUGUGCCUGAUUCGCUUAUUGUUUGUGGGCCGCUAUGGACCGGCCCACUUCAUUGUGCAUCUUAUCUUAAAGAAAUGCGUACUUUGGCAGGAGAAUGGGGAUGGUUGGGUGAUGGUACGAAAAAUGACCUUGAUAAGUUAUUAAACCGGAUGAUUGAUGAAAGCGAUCCCAAUUUACCGUUUGGUUACAACCAACUUGACGAGAUAGCAAGUCGUGCAAAGGUCAAUUCUCCUCGUAUGGUGACCCUAAUGAGCGCCAUCCAGCAGAAUGGAUACAGUGUUAGUAGAUCACAUAUAUCCAACAAUGCAAUCAAGACAAAUUGUCCCAUGUCAGAGUGUAUUAGGAUCACGAAAGAAAUCCAAAACGCGUAGCGUUGCUGUUCGUGUGAGCCGCCUGCAAGCAAGUCCUUAGGAAAGUUGAUUUUUGUGAUCUUAUAGAAACAAAAGUAGGAAAUGUAUGGUUAAAUUAAACCUUUUGAGCCUUUUUCAAGCUAGCUUAGACCAAGCGGUAUGGGGGCCGGCUUAGGCCCGGCGCCGGUCCCCCACACCGCCCCCUCGCCCCGUCUUGUUAAACCCGGUUCCCAGAUGACGUUGUUGACGGGCUGCUUUCUUUCUCUCUCUCUCAUCUUUGUCUCUCUUCUCUCUCUAUCUCUCUCUAAAAUCAAAUAAAGUUUUAUAUUUUUUAAA
Molecule: messenger RNA, 1622 nt
Organism: Helianthus annuus (common sunflower)
Lineage: Eukaryota; Viridiplantae; Streptophyta; Magnoliopsida; Asterales; Asteraceae
Product: tRNA (guanine(26)-N(2))-dimethyltransferase
Exons: 6
Coding region: 48-1307 (419 amino acids)
Biological process (GO): tRNA N2-guanine methylation
Cellular component (GO): nucleus
Molecular function (GO): RNA binding
Source: RefSeq, a predicted model, not a curated record